UUGAUCCAAAUGGUAGAAGCAUGGAAAAGCCAAGAACCAAGGAGGAUGUAACUGAUAGAACCAAACCUUGGCAGUUGUCUGAAAUUGUGGAUGCUGUCCAGUUCUGAUUAGUUACCAUGCCUGAAGGCACAGGUUCUUCCAGCAAGGUUGUUCGACUUCUAUAUGCAAAUUCUGGCAUUUGGGUCAGAUGGUGUUCAGAAGCUGUGGAAAUGGGCAGGGAACGAACAAAAUCCAAAUGGAAAGGCCACUGCUAAUAUUGUUCCUCAACACUGGCAACCAAACAGUGGUCUUCUUAUGGCUAAUGAUGUCUCAGGUGUCAUCCUUGAAGAAUCAGUACCAUGUAUAGUACUAUCAAAAAAUGACUCGUGAUGUCAGCCUGUGGUGAAAAGGUUUCAUUAUUUAAUAUGAUGACAUUCAAGGUAAUGGCAACAUUUAUGCCAGCAUCCCCUGCUUCUACCUUCCUAGCAUUUCAUCCUCAAGACAAUAACACACAUCAUAGCUAUUGGAAUGGAGGAUUCAACUAUACACAUAUAAUGUUAGAGUUGAUAAGGUAAAAUCAAAACUGAAGGGACACCAGAAGCGAAUAACUGGUUUAGCUGUCUCAAUGAAUCUUAAUAUCCUGGUUUCGUCGGGGGCUGAUGCUCAAGGACACCAGAAGCGAAUAACUGGUUUAGCUGUCUCAAUGAAUCUUAAUAUCCUGGUUUCGUCGGGGGCUGAUGCUCAACCUUGUUCAAUGGGAUUUGCAACUGGUGGAAAAACAUUCUUAAUGUGUGGUCGGUUUUGCUUUUUGCCAUGGUCAUGGAAUCUUGCAUGGGACGCACUAAGGAGAACCUUAACAAACAAGCACCGGAACAUUCUCCAUAAACACACUGUAGAAGUCUCUUGUGAGUUGUGAUAGCCUCUGAUACUCCAAACUCCAGAGAGCCUUCUAUGUCUCCCUUCACACUCAUGAUGCUAACUAAAAGGCGAUCCAUUCUCCUGCUCUUGGCUUUUCUGUUAGUGCAGCCAUGCAUACUUCACUUGUCCCACUCCUCCAACAACUUUACAGAUCAAUCAGCUCUCAUUGCCUUCAAAUCUGAAAUCAGUUCUCAUCCAAAUGAUACUAUCUUCUCUGCCAGUAACUGGUCCACAACAGCAAACUUCUGUGAGUGGUUUGGGGUCUCUUGCAGCCGACGCAGACAAAGAGUCACAGCCUUGAACCUUUCCUAUGUGGAUCUACACGGCACCAUUUCCCCUCAUAUUGGCAACCUCUCCUUCCUAGUCUCACUUGAUCUUGGAAACAACAGCUUCUCUGGUUCUCUGCCGCAUGAGAUUGGUAAUCUACACCGCUUGAGGGAACUUCGGUUGUCAAACAACCUAUUGGAAGGAAAUAACCUCUCAGGAACCCUCCCAGUGGAUCUUUGUAGCCAUUGUCCUAAUCUUCAAGGACUGUAUAUUUCCGACAACAAAUUCAGCGUGGAUUGGAGAAUGAUAUCAUAUCAAGAGCUUUGUCGUGGGACAAACAACUUUUGUGAAAGCAACUUGCUUGGAAUUGGAGGGUUUGGUACUGUGUACAAAGGGAUACUGUCUGAUGGGACUACUGUUGCUAUAAAAGUUCUAAACCUGCAUUUGGAGGAUGCUUUUAAAAGUUUUGAUGCUGAAUGCAAGGUGUUAAGGGCAUUACGACAUAGGAAUCUGGUUAAAGUCAUUAGUGUAUGCUCCAGUCCCCAGUUUAAAGCUUUGGUGUUGCAGUACAUGUCAAAUUAUAGCCUUGAAAAGUGGAUAUACUCUCACAACUACUGCUUGAAUCUUGUUCAAAGAGUAGGCAUUAUGGUUGAUAUUGCAUCGGCAUUAGAUUAUCUCCAUAAUGGUCAAUUAGAAUCCGUGGUGCAUUGUGAUUUGAAGCCUAGCAAUAUUCUUUUGGAUGAGGACAUGGUUGCACAUGUUGGAGACUUUGGCAUUGCAAAGAUUUUAGCUGAAAACAAGGAUGCAACCCAAACCAGAACCAUUGGUACAAUUGGCUACAUCGCACCAGAGUAUGGUUCUGAAGGGAGAGUAUCCACCAAAUGUGACAUUUAUAGCUAUGGGAUAAUAUUGUUGGAGAUGAUCACAAGAAAAAAACCUACCGAUGAAAUGUUUGUUGGAGAUCUAGGUAUGAGGCAAUGGAUUGCUUCACUUCCUGACAGAAUGGAAGUUGUGGACGAUGGUUUGCUUAGUAUAGAAGCUGGAAGAGAUGUAACUGUCAUGCAAACUAUCCUUUCAUCUAUCUUGGAAUUAGGCUUGAGGUGUUCUGAAGAAUUACCAGAUGAAAGACCUGAAAUCAAGGACGUGGUGGCCAAGGUUAACAAAAUCAAAUUGGCACUACUUGGAAACAGAAAUAGGGGUGUCUGAUAUUUACGCUAUUGCUCAAGUUUUUUUUUUAAGUUGUAAUUUUGUUACCCUAGUUUGAUAUGAGGAGGAGAUGAAGUCUGCAGCAGAUUUCGUGGAACCCGCCAAGCUUUACACAGCCAAACCCCAUGGCUCUCUCUUUUGAUUUUCCUUUGAUGCGUGCACUGUUGAGAUUGUUUGUGACUUUGUAUUUCUGGAAUGGGGUUUUGAUUUAGCUUUCAACAUGGGUUUGGAAAUGAGACAAAUAGUGAUUUUGAUGCUAAACCCAUGGUCUUUUGGGUCAAUAUUCAACUGGAAAGACAACUUUUAUAAAACAUUUGCUAAAAAUGAACUACCCAAGUGCUCACAUUGGACCAGAGCCUACAACAGAUAGAUUUGUUGUUGUUAUGAAUUUUUGGUCAUGGAAUCUUGCACGAAUAAUUUCCUCUGAAACGAUUUGUUGCCAUAUAGAAUUUUUGGUCAUGGAAUCUUGCACGGAUAAUUUCCUCUGAAACGAUUUGUUGCCAUAUAGAAUUUUUGGUCAUGGAAUCUUGCACAGGUAAUUUCCUCUGAAACCUUUUGUUGCCAUAUAGGCAAAUUCCUCUCAUUUGCUCUCACAGUGUUUCUUACUAGUUAGUUCUAUACAACUUAUAACCGUUUUAUCUUCCUUUGUUUGUUUUUGUCUUCUCUAUUUUCUUCUUGUGUUUCUUAAUAUGCUGUGUGAUUCCAUGGUAGUUGGCAUGGUCAUCUGUGGGUCCUUGUGAACGUUUUUUAGUUUUAAUUGACCAUACUUGACAAGUAUCCUUUAGUAUAUAUAUAAAAAGAUUACAAUAUGAAAAUAAUACUUGAACUAAAUGGGUGAUCUAGUCAUCUUUGGUUCCCUGCGAACAUUGUUUAGUUAGUUAGAUGAUUUCUUAAGCAUUAGCCGAUAGGAUUUAGACACUUGUCAACCAUCUAGAGGCUACCAAUGCCAAACAACUAGUAUAAGUAGUAGAAUGUAAACUCUUUGUAAAUCAGUUUUGGUAAUUGAAUGAAUUGUUAGCCUUUGUGUGUUAUUUGGAACUAAGUGUUCUUGCAGAGGUACUUAUCCACCUAUCAAUGUGUUCUAAGUAACUCAGCCCUUUCAUUGCUUCUAAACCAUACACAAAUAGCCCAUCACAUUCCCUACAUCAAGAACGAACAAAAACACUUGGGACUUUUGGUGAUCUGUUAUCUGAGCAAUUUGUUUGACAUGGUGGCAUACCCUUGCCAAUAUUUUCUGAGUGGUGGCUAGCCAAAGAAAAGUUCUCUUUCAUUGAUUCUCUCUUCAUUUCCUGGUGCAACAGUCCAAGGAUGCAAUGGAUUGAGUGUCAAAUAUCAGAGCAUUGGUUACUUCCUCUAAACACUUGGCCUUGAACUGUUGCCUUCUCACAAAUUGACUCCUGUCACAGUUAAAGAGUGGUGGAGAAGUAUUAAAAUUCUCUAGUGUGGUACUUCUUGUUUUUUAGAACCUCUCUUGAGACCCUCCUCAGAAACUGUUGCUCUUGAUCCUGCUGAAGACAUAGAUGUGAAAACAGAAAGAAAUAUGGUACUUUCAGGCUAAAUUGAUAAUGCCAUAAUCUACUUGCGUAAUCUUCAGAAGGUACAAAAAUUACUGGUUCUUAAGGUGUAAUUUUGUAAUGCCAAUACUACAACCUUUCAUGAUUCUAUUAUACCACUUUUCGGUGUAUCCUGGAGGAAUGCAUCACUGCACUAAGGUCGCGGUACAAUUACUGACUUUCUCAGUUCAAGCAGGAGAAUGUUUUGGAUUUUUAGGAACAAAUGGAGCUGGGCAAACCACAACACUUUCAAGGCUGUCUGGAGAAGAAUCCCCAACUGAUGGAACUGCUUUUAUUUUUGGCAAAGAUAUAUAUGUUCCAAUCCCAGGGCUGCUUGUUGGCAUGUAUAUAUUGAUUUAUUUCAUUCCUUUUCCUUUCUUUCUUUUUCCCCCCCUUGAAUUUAGACUCACUAUUUGUAAUAUACCAGUGGAACCUAGCUAACUUGUUUUCUUUUAUUAUUUAAUUUCAGAUUGGGUAUUGCCCCUAAUUUGAUGCUCUAUUAGAAUUUUUGACUGUUUAAGAGCAUCUUGAGCUUUAUGCAAGAAUAAAAGGACUUCCAGAGUACAUGAUAGAUGAUGUAUGUAUUUUAGGUCAAACCUUAUAGUUCAUUUUACUCAUUAAGCUGGUGGUUAAAUCAGAAUCUGGUCUGCUCUUUGUAUCCACAACCAACUUAGAAUUUCUUCAUGUUUGAUUCGCUGGGAUUUGAUUGUGCAUCAAUGAAAUGUUUUUGUUCUGGGCUCUUUUUCCUCAGUUUCA
Molecule: messenger RNA, 4679 nt
Organism: Quercus robur (English oak)
Lineage: Eukaryota; Viridiplantae; Streptophyta; Magnoliopsida; Fagales; Fagaceae
Product: LRR receptor-like serine/threonine-protein kinase EFR
Exons: 20
Coding region: 931-2370 (479 amino acids)
Biological process (GO): protein phosphorylation
Molecular function (GO): ATP binding; protein kinase activity; protein binding
Source: RefSeq, a predicted model, not a curated record